Messenger RNA from Engraulis encrasicolus (European anchovy), 2362 nucleotides. RefSeq names its product zinc finger protein ZFP2-like. The record is from RefSeq and is a predicted model, not a curated record. The annotation marks the transcript as partial. The transcript is spliced from 3 exons. NCBI's taxonomy places the organism in Eukaryota, Metazoa, Chordata, Actinopteri, Clupeiformes, Engraulidae.
CCCUACUGACCGGGACUGGAAAACUACAACAACAACAACACACCAGCCCAGCUCGGCAACAACACACCAGCCCAGCUCGGCAACAACACACCAGCCCAGCUCGGCAACACCACACCAGAAUGAUGUUCCGGAACAGCCCAGAAGGUUAAGCGCCAGGAAAUCCAAGUCGGUGUACCGUCGACUGAUGGUUCUAGAGAAGCCCAAACUGAAAACGGAGGAUGUCCCGCUCGCUGAUGACCACCGCGCACCCACCAAAAGCCAGGCUGCCACCAAGCCUCACGGUGUCACCGUUGAAAGCAGCUCACAACAGCCCUCGGCUAGCCAAUCACACAAGAGCAUCUCAGAACAGCUGAGCAGUAGCAGUCAAUCGGAGAAGAAGAGCGCGCCGGCCCACGAUGAGAAGAGCAGCCAGCCGAGUAGCAGCGUACCCGAGAACAAGUGCGAGGUGUGUGGCCUGGUGGUCAGCAGUGCCGUGGCUUUACGACAGCAUUGGAGGGUGCACAGGUCGGAGAUGGACUGUGUGUGCCACAAGUGUGGCAAGAUCUGCCCCAACGAGCGCAGCCUGACCUGCCACCUGCUUCGACACACGUACGGCGAACGGAAAAAACGCAGAGAAAGAGCAGAGAAAGCGGCUAGCCAGAAAACGGAGCAAGUCUUCGUUAAGACGGAGAAGACGACGGGGACAGCGGGUCUGUUGGCGGCGGCGCCGGUCCAAAACACUUGUCAGGAGCAGGCCAGGAGGUUAAGUGAGAGGAUGUCCAAGUCAGAGUAUCGUCACAGAGUGAUUUCACACACGUCUCAGCCGCCCGCGGCCCUAAGCGUCCAGACAGCACAUUGCACCAACACCACCACCACCACCACCACCUCCCUGACAGCCACCAGUCCACAUAAAGCAGCUCCCAGCCCGGCCGAGCAGCAGCAGCAGCAGCAGCAGCAACCACAGCCGGGCCAGUACCCCUGCCAGGUGUGCGAUGAGGUGUUCAGCAGCAUGGCGUCUCUGGAGCAGCACCAGGAGAUCCACAGGGACACAGCGCACCCUUGUGGCUGGUGCGGGCGACUGUUCCCGUCGGAGGAGGCCAUGACGAGCCACGCGCGCAUACACGCCGAGAAAAAGAGGUACCAGUGCGACAGGUGUGACAAGUCCUUCCCGUACCGCUACUCCCUGACGCGCCACCUGGUGCGGCACGGUCUGGCCAGGAGCCACGCGGCCGCCACCGCUGCCACCGCCGCCAUCACCGUCACCAUCGGCGCGACGUCCGCCGCCUCCCUCAAGCCGUACCCCUGCAGCAUCUGCGGCAAGCGGCUGUCCAACAAGAGCUCGCACCGCGUCCACAUGCGGCUGCACAUGCGCGGCGGGGCGGCGGCCGAGAAGCCCCACAAGUGCAGCGUCUGCAGCCAGCCCUUCCAGCACCUCAAGUCCCUGGUGGUCCACAUGAAGAAGCACGAGGGGGAGAAGCCGUACGGCUGCCUCACCUGCGGGAAACGCUUCCUAUACGCCAACAGCCUGACGCUGCACCAGCGCAUCCACACCGGGGAGAUGCCCUACCAGUGCACAGUCUGCGGCAAGAGAUUCAGGCAGGCGGGAAACCUCAACUUCCACGUCAAGCAGCAUCACAGCGUACACACGCUAGUGCUGACUGCAGGCAUAGCACAGAGGAAAUAAAUAAAGCUUUGUUUGGUAACACUUUAUAAUAAGAGGUGCAUAAAAGCAUGAUAAAGACUUAGUAAAUAAUUAACUAAUGAUGAACAAAAGAUUAACACUUUUUGUUAUUUACUAAGUUUUAUUAACGCUUUAUAAAAUGUUUACAAAUAAUAUGUUCAAGUAUUUUUUAAAAAAAUUUAAAUGUUUGAUACAAAAACUUGCCUACAAAAUGACACAUUUCCCACUCUUUUACAUUUAUGUUUUGUUCAUUUCUUAAUUAUUUACAAAAUGUUUAUAAUGCUUUUUAUGCAUCACUUAUUAUCAAGUGUCAACCUUUGUUUUCAUGUUUUGGGAGAUACUGUAUGCAGUCAGCAGCUGACUAAGAGAUGAUUGUUUUUCUCUUUUUUUCCUUUUUUAAUGCAAAAAAUAUAGUCUUUUGUUCGCGUUUGUAAAACAUAUAAAUUCCCCAAAUAGGUUCUUCUAUAUGCUGUAGGGCAUUGUCUAACUUGAUAUGACCAGUAGUUGGUUGAUAUGGGUCCUCAUCCCAGUUUCCAUUGACUGUCAGACAGUUCAGUUGUGUUUCAACUUAGUUUCAUGCUUCUGCUGGUUUUAGUCUGAAAUAUUCUUCAAAUGGCUAAUGCUUCACAGGACGUUAAGCAAAAAAAAAUCUGUUUUACACUCGACCAAUCUGUCAAAGAAUAAAAUUUGUGCUUGAUUGGA